AUGGCCGCCGUCGCAGCCAUGACCGCGCGCAUCGCGCAUCGAUCGGCGGCCGGGAUACCGCGCGGAGGAACCACCGGGAGGCGCGCUCGCAUCUCGGCUCGGAAACCCCCGCGUCGACCCCUCGCGCCUCCCGUCGCGGCCGACUCCGACGGCGGCUUCGGCGCGGGCGUCGCGACCGCCCCGGGUGAGAAUCGCACCGAUGCACUCGACGCCCACGUCCCCAUCGACCGCUUCUACACCGGCCUCAGGCAGCUCCACGCCUCCCCGGACGUCUUCGUCGUCGACGAUUUCGUCACCCCCGAGCAAUGCGACUCCAUCAUCGCCGCCGCGUCGACGCGAGCCAUGGACCAAUCACCCGUCGUCUACGCCGGGUGGACCAACGACGUGGGCGACGUCAUCAACACCGCCGCGAGGGGACCCGCGCUGUGGCUCGCGGCGCUCGUCACGAUCGCCGCCGCCUCCGCCGACGGCCCCGGGCUCGGCGCCGGGAUCGCCGGGGUGAUCGCGUACGCCGGCGCCGUCGCGCUCGCCGGCGGCGUCGCCGUCGCGAACGUGAAACAAAAGGAGUCCGCGCUCAAGGCGCUGCGCACCAGCACGAGCUGCGCGCUGGACGGCGCGAGCGACGGCGAGCGCGCGUACGUGGCGGCCGCCGAGGCGCUGAUGCCCGGGAGCGAAUGCGCGAGCUUCGAGGCGCCGACGGUGAUUCGGUACCGCCCGGGCCAGAGGCUGGCGCCUCACUUCGACGCGAACAGGGGCGCCGACGUCGAGGACGCGAACAGGGGCGGGCAGACGCUCGCGACGCUGCUGCUCUACCUCAACGACGUCGACGCGGGAGCCGGCGGGGUGACGAGGUUCGGGCGUUUGAACCUCGAGGUGACGCCGCGGAGAGGGCAGUGCCUGGUGUUCUUCCCAGCCGCGGAGGACGGGACGUUCGACGAUCGCGUGGAGCACGAGGGGACGGAGGCGACGGAGGAGAAGUGGAUCUGCAGGAUAUGGAGGCACGAGCGGGAGGUGCCGCCCCCGUUCGGGUUGCCCGUCGGGUACCGGCCGCGGUAG
Micromonas commoda is the source of this 1056-nucleotide messenger RNA. RefSeq lists its product with no specific name. The coding region runs from base 1 to 1056 and encodes 351 amino acids. Gene Ontology annotation, biological process: peptidyl-proline hydroxylation to 4-hydroxy-L-proline. The transcript has a single exon. NCBI's taxonomy places the organism in Eukaryota, Viridiplantae, Chlorophyta, Mamiellophyceae, Mamiellales, Mamiellaceae. Gene Ontology annotation, cellular component: endoplasmic reticulum. The record is from RefSeq and is a predicted model, not a curated record. Gene Ontology annotation, molecular function: procollagen-proline 4-dioxygenase activity; L-ascorbic acid binding; iron ion binding.